This is a messenger RNA of Ornithodoros turicata, 1014 nucleotides long. RefSeq lists its product as uncharacterized. Lineage: Eukaryota; Metazoa; Arthropoda; Arachnida; Ixodida; Argasidae. The record is from RefSeq and is a predicted model, not a curated record. The transcript has a single exon. The coding region runs from base 1 to 1014 and encodes 337 amino acids.
AUGAGUCUGCUGUCGAAAGGACUGGAUUUCGCUCUCGCGCCCCGUGCCGUGCCGAAACGGGAAAUCAUAGUGGAAAUCGAAGACAGGCUUCGCCACAUCAAGGACUCAACAGGUGUCAACCUAGCACGGAGCCGCAUCGCCACCAUCCUAAACAACGUGACUGGGUCACCCUCCGACCUGUCUAAGCAAGAACGGUCGGCGCCGCGUGACUUGCGCUCGGACAAAUCAGUCAUCGUCUUGCCAGCGAAUAAAGGGAAAGGCACGGUUAUAUUGGACACGGAGGACUACCGUCCGAAGAUGCAAGAGAUCCUCGACGAUGCUGCGCACUUCGUCCCUUUGAAGCAUGACCCAACUGCUAAAGCGGAACGCUCUUUGGUGGGCCACCUCCGUGAGUUAAAGAAGAAGGGCCACCUAGAUGAUGCCACCUACCGCCGCCUCUUCUCAUCAGACGGCGCGACUCCCAGAAUGUACGGCCUCCCUAAGAUACACAAGCCUGGGUGCCCUCUGAGACCGAUUGUUUCGUUCAUCGGGUCGCCGACGUACAACCUAUCCAAGUAUCUAGUAGAACUUGUGCCUUCCUUUACCGGCAACAACAACCUGACGGUGCGCAACUUGAAGGAGUUUGUCGAGCUGGUCCGAACGCAAGCUCCCAGCAACAACGAUGUCAUGGUGUCAUUUGAUGUGGUGUCACUGUUUACCGACGUUCCGAAGGAUCUCGCGGUACCAGUGGCGGAGGCCCGACUACGGAAGGACAGCACCCUGCCAUCACGAACGUCACUCACAGUUGAAGAGGUAGCUAUACUCCUGAGAUUCUGCCUCAAUCAAACUCAUUUCACCUUCAACGGCAAGUCUUAUCAUCAAAUCGAAGGACGCCCUAUAGGAAGCCCUGUGUCAGUGAUGCUGGUCAUGGAGCACAUUGAAGAGACGGCCAUGGAACGGUUGUCCCGCCCAGUUAAGUUCUACCGCCGCUACGUAGAUGACGUUCGUCAUCCUAGACAGGGACCACGUCGAUGA